Molecule: messenger RNA, 1415 nt
Organism: Caenorhabditis elegans
Lineage: Eukaryota; Metazoa; Nematoda; Chromadorea; Rhabditida; Rhabditidae
Gene: F22F7.7
Product: glutathione-specific gamma-glutamylcyclotransferase
Exons: 6
Coding region: 102-800 (232 amino acids)
Biological process (GO): glutathione catabolic process; glutathione metabolic process
Molecular function (GO): glutathione specific gamma-glutamylcyclotransferase activity
Source: RefSeq, marked reviewed
UAUUCACGGAGGAUGACGUAUAUAAUGAGUGGAUUUUGAGCGGUGGAGGUUAUUCUAGACAAUUCUUUACCGGCUCAAUUCAUCACGCAGGAAAAAAUAACAUGCCAUUGAAAUCAAAAAUCCUUUGGAAUAUCGCUCACGUGCCCCGUCCACGGAUUGUUAAGAAACCCCCACCCCCGCCACCUUGGCCUGUAACUACAUAUCCCGCUAAAAUGGAAGCCCUCGCCACGUCAUCGACUAGCCAAUCACUCUGGAUUUUCGGCUACGGAAGUCUCAUCUGGAACCCUGGAUUCACGUUCUCCACGUCACGAAAAGCCUACGCUAUCGGAUGGGCUCGACGAAUGUAUCAAGGAAACACAUAUCAUCGAGGUGACGAGAAAUUGCCCGGACGCGUCGCCACCCUUAUCGAGGAGACCAACUCUUACACGAACGGAGUCGUGUUCCGUGUCGACGGAAAAUCCGCCAUCGCCACUGCUGUCAAGUAUCUCGAGCAGAGAGAGUGCGACAACGGCUACGCAUUCCGAAUGGUGCCUGUUCAAAUCAGAUCUGCUGCUCACCGCCGUCCUACAGUAGUCAUGGCGCUGACCUGCGUGGCCGAUCAGCAGAAUGAGCUGUACCUCGGCCCCGAUGACCUCAUCAAAAUGGCACGAGAAAUCGUGACGGCAAAAGGAUGCGCCGGACCAAAUUGCGAAUACGUCCUCAAUCUGGCCGAAAAUUUGCGGAAACUCUUCCCCAACGACGAGGACGACCAUCUUUUUCAACUCGAGCAUCACGUCAGAAUCGCAAAAGUCCGAGCCUAGGCCUACCACACUUUAUAAAAAAUGUAAAAUUUUCAAAGUCCCGUGGUGUCAGGCUGUCCCAUUGCGGUUUGACCUACAGAAAAAUGCGGGAAUCUUUUUACCACAAAAUGUGACGUCAGCACGCUCUUAACCAUGCAAAAUCAGUUGAGAAGUCUGCGUCAAAAUUCCAGCGAUUCUCGUAGAUCAAACCGACAUGGGACACUCUGGCACCACAUGAAAAUUUCUAGGUGCAGAAUUUUCUGUACAACCUACCUGAGUAGUAUUUUCCUGCAUAAUCCCCCAUCUGGCAUCUUUCACUGCAUUUUUUUUUGGAAAUUUCCCCCCAUCUGUGCUUUCCCGAACGCCUUUGAUAGGAAUCACUUGUAUUUUUUUCUUUUUUUUUUGAAUUUUUCUGUCUAAUCAACUUUAUAAUAUCGAUUUUCUCAUGUAUCAUGGGUUUUUUGUCUCAUUCCUUAUAGCUUUUUUCCCACAAAACCUGUGCUUUACAACGGUAGCAACGCUUUAGAAACGUGUAAAUAUUACUCAAAUUUGUACAUUUUUUUUGUUUUUAAAUUUUUUUAGUUGAAACAUUUUCCGGAUAUAUGCAACGAAUGAGAAUGAAUUAUUUGAAAUUUA